AGAGAGAGAGAGAGAGAGAGAAUAUGUGAAGAUAUGGUAGAUGGGGAACCAAAAAUAGAGAAUAACAAGGUGGCAGUGAUACAUGUGAGCAUAUGAGCUAGUAAUAUUCCAGAAGUUAAAGUCUACCCCCCGCACCCAGUGAACUAGUUAACUUCUGAGACAAUAUUCUUUGCUUAAUCCCAACCAUUCACUAUACGUUAUGUAAUGACAUCCACUUAACUUGUUAGUUGGGGCUAGGUAGUAGAGUAUACACCACCAAACACACAUAUAUAUACAUAAAUUUAACAUACAACGUAUGCUUGUGUAUUCAAUAAUCACUCAUAUACAUAUAUGUUUUUUUUCUUCUCAGGUUCUCUCUUGAAUUAGUUAAUAUUGUACCGAUAUAGAACAAAGAGACAUGAUCUAUAGGCACUUGUAAAGGAAGAUGCAUAAGUCAAUGAAUGUUUUAAUAUUUUUACUCGAGCAGAGAGAUGUCUGCUCUCGAUAGAAAAAAAUGGAUGGACAAUGUUGUAUAUGUUAUGACAAACAAGACCACGAAUAUGAUUUUCAUGCAAGAAGCAUUCUAUACCGUGUGAAAAUAUAUUUCGACAAAUCGAUUAUUUGUUGAUCCUUAGCAAGUAUUUUCUGCAAGAUACGUUUUAGUAGCAACCUUAAAAUUUUAAAAGGACGGUUCCCUUUCUAUUAUAUACUUUGAAAUCAAUAUAUCAAAUUUUAGUAAAAACUAGUUAGGACAUCGGGGUAUUAUUUGUAGUUAUCUGGCGUAUUAUUGUAACAAGAAGUGGGAGAAUUUUUUUAGUGGUAAAAGGAUAACGGAAUGAAGUUAGAAAAUGUAAGAAAUAAUUGUUGUACACAAAUAGAUUGAUGAUACCAAUUUAAAUACCACUGGACCUGCCUUAUGCCUUUAUAUAGUAUUAACAAGACGCAUUUCACCGCCGUGAUAAGGGGUUGUCAAUCACAUCCAUAUUAUUGGGGGGGAAGGGGGGGACAGACUAUUGAAUGUGAAAUGAAAAAAAGAAAUCAAAUGUAUUUUUUAAAUCUUUAAAAGAAAAACCUAUACAGCCCACGGCAAAAAAAUGGCUUUAAUUAAGAAGCCUAGCUAGGGUAGGUACAGAGAAUAAAGCUAUGUAUACAUAUAACCAUGACCAAUGACUACCUAAAGAUGCGUGUAUAUAAACAUGCAUAACGAAAUUCCAUACCUCCCUCACUGGUAGCAAUCUCUUUCUCUCUCUUUAUAAGUAGAGUCUCUAUCACAGAUAAUAAUCUGAGAAUCAAAGGAUGAGAACGAGGAGAAGAACAGAGGAAGAGAAUCAUCAAGAAUACAAGAAAGGGUUGUGGACAGUUGAAGAAGACAACAUUCUUAGGGACUAUGUCCUUACUCACGGCAAAGGCCAAUGGAACCGCAUCGUCAGGAAAACUGGGCUGAAGAGGUGUGGAAAGAGCUGUAGACUUAGAUGGAUAAAUUAUCUGAGCCCUAAUGUGAAUAAAGGUAAUUUCACUGAACAAGAAGAAGACCUCAUUAUUCGUCUCCACAAGCUACUUGGCAACAGAUGGUCUUUAAUAGCUAAAAGGGUACCUGGAAGGACAGAUAACCAAGUCAAGAAUCACUGGAACACUCAUCUCAGCAAAAAAAUCGUCGGGGAUUAUUCCUCCGCUGUCAAAACCACUGGAGAAGAAAACUAUCCACCGUCACUACUCAUCACCGCCGCAACAACUUCUUGUCAUCAUCAACAAGACAAAAUCUGUGAGAAGAGUUUCGAGGGCCUCGUAUCAGCUUCGUACGAGGAUAAACAAAAAGCCGAUUUGGCACAUACUAAUGAUUCGAGUUUCUACUUCAAAGCGGGGAACAACUUUGAUAGCAGUAACGCUUUCUGGUUUAACGACGACGAUGAUUUUGAGAUGAAUUCAUUCGCUAUGAUGGAUUUUGCGUCCGGUGAUACUGGCUACUGCCUCUAGUUUUGAUAAUUUGUGUGUUUAAUUGUCUUAAUUCUGGUUCACUAAGGUCUAAGGAUAUUAAUAUAUAUACGAUCUACGAGUGCUUCUUUAUAUAUUCCGCAUUAUCAAUAAAAAGCGUAAUUCAAAUAUGGUAUCUUAAUAUAAGUCAAAGCAAAUGUUGUAACCAAAUGUAAUUUUUUUGUCCAACCUGCCAAGAUGCACUUGCAAUGCCUUCGCUACGAAUUGUAGAUCUGAAUGUAACAUAUUGUCAAAUAAAGAAAAACUUUCAUUUUUUCAUUCAAAAUAAAAGAUAAACAUCUUUAUCUCAACCAAAUGAUGAUGGUGUUUUAGUAGUUUCCAUUAUGGUGGAUGUAAAAACGUUUAUCCCUGACGUCAAAUUUUAGUGUCAAGAAUACGAAUGAACUAGUUCAAAGUUAGUAAGCACAUAAGGUAUAAAGAGAAAAUAAAAAAUAUAUAAGGUGUCACUUGAACCCCUUUGAUUCCAAGUACUCAAGUAGGUAUGCCACAGUUGAGAAAGAGUUGUCCAGUCUAGGUUAGGGACAGAUUCUCUUCAAUGGCCAGUGCAAUGGUAUUUAUUUAUUUUUAUUUUUUUGGAUUACGCUUUAGAUCCGUUAGAAAACCCGGUAAAUGGAUUAGUCGUUCACUAUAAUUAUCCUAUAGAAAUUAUUAUGGUCACUUAAUAGUAAGGAACUCACUGAUUAUGAAAAAAAGAAGAAGAUAAACUAUUAGGUUUUGGUAUAUGAUCAUGAGUUCGUACUCUUUAAAAUGUAAUUUAUUGUGUGGCGCUAGCAGUACCGACCCUGACCAAAAGCGGCAUAAGCAUGUGCUUCCGGCCAAUUAUUAGAUAUGUAAAUUUUCGACCAUGUAUUUUGCAAAAGCUUCUGUAGCGUUGUUGGUAAAUCAUGUUAUAAAAUUCAAAAGAAGUGAGAGGUUCGAAGCCAUGUAUUUCAUGUAUUGAUUCUUAUUUUAUGAGUGUUAUAUUUUUAAUAUAUAGGCCCAUAAUUAUAAUAUGCUUCCAGCCCUAAAUUUCUGCUGACCGGCACUGGGCGCUAGUUAUGAAGGAGCCUCAUAAAAUCUUCGAUUUCUUAUUAUGUUUUCUUCUAAUUUUUUUUAUAUUUGCAGAUAUUCCUUAAUAGCAAUGAAGAGUCAUAUGAAUAUGACCCUGCGGUGGAUAUGACCCUGCGGUGAAUCUGACUCUGCGGUAAAUCUGAACCUGAACCUGCUAUAUAAGCCAAGAGUCCCAAAUUAAUGUCCUAGCUGUAACUCUGCAAAUGUGUAAAUAUGAAGUCAUUUCAGAAAUCAUAUCCCAAGUUGCAUACUAUUAGAUUUGAUAUAAAAGAAAAUAAAAACAGAAACAAGAUAUUGUCGCAGCGAGACGUGAGCAUCAUGCAUGUGUGCUCGGUAUUAUUAGUGAAUAAAUUUGAAACAUGAAAAGUUGGUUGGGGGCGCCAAAAUAACUGUUGAAUGAUUCUUUUUAGAUUCCUAUUCUAUAGUUAGUUUAUAGUAAAAUAGUAUGUAAUUCCACCCAAAAGGGAAGGACAAAUUGAAAUAGAUUAUAUAUUACGUAAUAAAUUUGUACUUUCACAGUCCACCGUGCACUUGAUCAGCUACAACGAAGUAGUGAUGAUGAUAUCCACUUAUUAACUUAUUAGAAGUAUAUAAAUGUCAAAUACUUUUGUCUAAUUCACUAAUUAUUGCCUCCUAGUUUUUCUGGACAUUUAUUGUUUCCCAGUUAAAUCAGAUAUAUUUUGUGGUUUUCUGAUAGUUUACUUUUUUGCUUUUAACAUACAGUGAUAUGUCGACAAUAACCACACUAUAAAUGACAGUAAAUACUUGAUUUUGAACCAUCAACAAGAAAAAGUUGAUAUGAACCACAUAAUUUUAUUUUUAUUUUUUGUAUUAUUUUUAUAAACAUUACGGUGUUGGUGUAUCAAUUUUUGACAAGAUAUUCCAUUUAAUUUUAAUUCAUUUAUAAUUAUUUUUUAUCCAAUUUCCUCAUCUGAUUUAUAAUAGUAUUUAUUAAUAUAUUUCUUUUCGAAGAAAAAAACACACAUUAUUUUAGAGGUUUAUAUACUUCAUUAAAAUCAAAAAACUAACUUUCAUGGAGUAAAUUAAGAGAAUGCAACCAAAAUAGAUUAUAUAGAUGACUUUAACGGAAUUAUUGUAUUAGUUAUAGGUUAUUAAAUAUUUUAAUAUACCAGAAUUUUAUUGAAAAUAUUGAUGAAAUUUUAACAAAACUCAAAGUAAUUAUUUGAUGAGUUAAAAAAUGAGGAGAUAGCGAUGAAAUUUAAUUAAUUACAUUUUCUACAAAUAUAUUUAUAUAUCUAAAUAUUUAAUUAUGAGUAUAUAUACUACAAAUAUAUAUAUAUAUAUAUAUACAUUUCUACAAAUAUAUAUAUAUAUACAUAUAAGUCAAACAUAAGAAAAACCAUUUAGAAACAUCAACAUAAAUAGAAUAGGAAAAUUUUACUAUUAGAAAUUUAAUAAAAAUUUGAUGUUUAUUGUAAAUAAAACGAAGAAACUGUAAGCAAAAUAAAACUAAAAGUACAAACACAAUAACACAGAUACCAUAUAUUAAAAAUAUUUAGAAAUCAUAAAUAGUGAAAAUAUGAAAAUUUAUGAGCAUUUUUUUCAAAAGGUUUCUAAGAUUAUUAAAAUGAUUAAACAUUUUUAAAAGUAUAAUUGAUGUAAACAUGUUUGAAACUAUAAAAUUUUAUUAUAUAUAUAUAUAUCAAAUAAUUAUACUUAUUGUUUAAAAAAAUAUUAAUUGUGAAUUUUUUUUGUGAAAUGAAAACAUCAGAAGAUUAAAAGGAAAAUCAAAUCAAAUUGUAAAAAUAUAUAUAACAUUGUAAUACUAACAUUAAUGAAAAAUACCUAAAUUUAUAAAUUCUACUGAGUAAUUAUAAACACACACACCUUUAUAUACUAUUCAUCAUAUGUUUUACGUUUUCCUUUUUAAUAAUAGUUUGUUACAUAAAACGACAUAAUAAAAGUAAGAAUUCAAAAUUGGAAAUUAUGAUUUUUCUUUGACUGGCAGUUUGUUACAUAAAACGACAUAAUAAAAAUUAAGGUUAAUUUAUAUAACCGUCAAUAAAAACAGUAACCGUAAUUUUAUUAAUUUACAGAUAAUGAUUUUACUAAACAUUUUAGGAGGGCAUUAAAUUUUAAUUAAUUUGAUAUUUGAAGUUCAAGUAAAAUAUGUGAAAACACAUAAUAUUUGACACAUGGGAGUAAUCAUCAUUACGGUUAAUUAAGAUUUAAUAAUUACAAACUCUUGACCAAGGCUCACACAUGAACAAUGCAUGAUUGCAAAACUGUGUAUUUAAGGCACUAAAGGAGUACACUUUAUAGUAUAUAAACUCAAGUGGGAACCAUCAGAUUCCUCGUACUUCUAAGAAUAAUGUUUUCCCCAGUUUCUGCAAACGCCGGAAACCCACCACCAAAAUGCAACAAACCGACUGUUUCGUCUCUUCCACUGCCAGAUGAUAUCUCAAUGAUUUGCUUAGCGUACGUUCCAAGAUGUGACCACCCUUCACUCUCUGAAGUCUGCAAGACUUUCAACCAAAUCAUCGCUUCCUCGGAGCUUAACCGCGUACGUUCACUCCAUAAAAGAACCGAGAACGUUCUUUACCUUGCCUUGAGAUUCAGUCGCGACCAAAAACCUAUUUGGUACACUCUCAACCAAAAACCCUCCAAAGAAGAGUCUAACUCUUUGAACCAUAAGUUGGUUCCGUAUCCUUCUUUCCCUUGUCUGCCUUGUUGGGGGUCUAAUGUUAUUGUCAUCGGUCGAGAGAUGUACGUUUUCGGUGGAUGCAUCGACGAUGAGUUAACCACUGAUGCUUUUGCUAUUGAUUGUAUAACUCGCACGUGCCGGUCUCUUCCUAGCAUGCGUGUGGCUCGUGGCUGCGCUGCUUUUGGUGUUGUGGAUGAGAAGAUUUAUGUACUCGGAGGGUGUAACAAGAAGAAGUCGUCGAAAGAUUGGCUUGAGGUUUUCGACCUCAAGAAUCAAACUUGGGAAAGCUUUCCAGGUGUGUGCAACAAAAAUUUGCACGAGAUAACGCUCAAUAGUUUUGUGAUGAACGAGAAAAUUUAUAUAAUGGAUCGUAUAAGAAGCUUUGUGUAUGAUCCGAAGAAAAAUAAAUGGGCGAGUGAAAGCUCGUUGAACAGUGGAUGGGUAGUUGGUUCGUGCGUUAUUGACAACAUGUUGUACACUUUCGGAAUUGAGAAAGGAAUUAGCGUGUACGAUCCGAAAGCUAGGACAUGGAGAAAACUGAAAGGUGUUGAUGAGGAUCUACCUGACAUGCGUGGUAUUCAAGGAGGGUCUAGAAUGGUGAACCAUGGAGGGAAACUAGUGAUUUUGUUUAAGCGUAAUGAAAGUGGGGAAACAAGGAUUUGGUGUACAGAGAUUGCGUUGGAGAGGCGUGGACAAGGAGAGCAUUGGGGGAAGGUUUUGUGGACUAAUAUUGUAGCUACUUUUGAAAACUCCCCCACCAUUGUUCAGUGUGUAGAUGUCAUCAUAUGAUUAAUCAUGUAUGCUUUCCUAGUUGAGUAUGCUCGACUUUGUGUUGUUUAUCUCAUACCCUUUCUCUAAUGAAUUAGACUCUUUUGA
Molecule: messenger RNA, 6562 nt
Organism: Brassica rapa (field mustard)
Lineage: Eukaryota; Viridiplantae; Streptophyta; Magnoliopsida; Brassicales; Brassicaceae
Gene: MYB0
Product: trichome differentiation protein GL1
Source: RefSeq, a predicted model, not a curated record